This is a messenger RNA of Wallemia mellicola CBS 633.66, 1436 nucleotides long. RefSeq names its product RNA cap binding protein. NCBI's taxonomy places the organism in Eukaryota, Fungi, Basidiomycota, Wallemiomycetes, Wallemiales, Wallemiaceae. The coding region runs from base 21 to 461 and encodes 146 amino acids. The transcript is spliced from 5 exons. Gene Ontology annotation, biological process: deadenylation-dependent decapping of nuclear-transcribed mRNA. The record is from RefSeq and is a predicted model, not a curated record. Gene Ontology annotation, cellular component: Lsm1-7-Pat1 complex; P-body. Gene Ontology annotation, molecular function: RNA cap binding.
AGUCCCUAUCAAUCACCACUAUGGAAGCAUUAGUGCCAUUCACAACAUCCGGGCAGCUUUUAAACUGCGUAGAUAAGAAGAUGUUGGUCGCCCUACGGGAUGGUAGAAAGAUAAUUGGGGUUUUGCGGUCAUUCGACCAAUUUGCCAAUUUAGUCCUAAAUGAUGCAGUUGAGCGAAUACACGCCUUAAACGAGUAUGCGGAUAUUCCGCGUGGUAUUUUCUUGAUCAGAGGUGAAAAUGUAGUUUUGAUGGGUGAAGUGGAUUUAGAUACAGAGGACACAAUACAACUCAAGCAAGCACCUAUUGAACAAGUCCUUCAGAAAUCACUCCAGUUGGACGAAGAGAGAGCUAUAAAGGAUAGUAUAAGGGAUGAAAUAUUAAAACAGCGUGGAUUUUGUACAGAAAGGGUUGAAGGUGAUGUUGACGUGCAUAGGUAUGGACAUUCACCUUAUAAUAUCUAAAUGCCUCUUUAUUAGAUUGUUAUUAUUAAAUUUAUUUUGUAAUUUCAUUAUCUUUGACUCAAAGCUUGAUUUAUUUACUUGUAAUUUAUACUCGAAUAGCUUCUUCCAGCCUGUAUGUCUAUUACAUUGGCUAUCUUUGAGGAUACAUAGUAAUUGAUCAUCUGUGGGCGAUAUAUCAGAUAUACUAUCAAUGUCGAAUUCUAUCCAUUCAUCAUCGUCCAUUAGUAGUCUAUAAUCGAAUCCACAAUAACCCCUUGAUUGCUUGGGUUUCGUUGCUUUUGGUCCCCUUUUACUUGUUGGUUGAUCAGCUGUAUCAUUCACAGAUUGUAGACUAUUUGUAAGUGUGUUCGCUCUAUUGAUGACAGUUUGAAGAAACUUUUCUUGCUUUUCUAUAAGAGAGAUAUUACUGCUAAAUUUAUUUAUACUUGCUUGUAUGGUAUCAUUCUUUCUAGAUAACUUCUCCAGUUGAUAUUCAAUUGAUUGUCUUAAGGACGUCAUUUGUCUAUUCUCCUCAUCAAAGACAAUCCAAGGGAGCUUAUUAUAAUUAAUGACCAAUGGUAUAACCAUUUCAAUUGAAUCAGGGUGUAAAUUAUAUUGACGUAAUUUCAGACUCAUGAGAUAAAUUCCACAAGCAUCUGAACAAUAUACAGAUACCGGUAAUCUACUCGCAUGUGUACAACCUUCUCGUUGACAUUUUACCCUCCAACUCGUCUUCUGGCCUGUUUUCUCUUCACAUUCUUUGCAUACGAAUACGUCAACUAAUUCAUCGUCCCCAGCUUCCAUACCGAUACAAUCUAAAUGAUACCAAGUUUCGCAGCCUUCACAUAAUAUCAUAGGUAGACCUUCUAAUCCAUUAGAUUUACAUAUGCAGUGUAAAACUUCGUCCUCUUGUUCAUUAUCGGAAGAAUAAUCCAUUUUUAUUUUUUAUUAUCUAUUUUAAGUAUUUUUAUUUAAAUUGACGCGUUUGGUUGACUU